CCUACGCGUCGCGCGGGUGGCAGGAGUUGACGGACGGUCUCUGGCUGCGUUUGGGCGGCCCCGGGACCACGGAAGAGGCUUCCCUGGUCGGCCGCGAUGCCUAGCUCGCGGCGGGUCAGUCAGCUCCUGGAUCUAUGCCUUUGGUGCUUCAUGAAGAAUAUUUCCAGAUAUAUCACAGACAUUAAGCCUUUGCCUCCAAACAUAAAAGACAGACUGAUUAAAAUAAUGAGUACCCAGGGGCAGAUAACAGAUUCAAAUAUAAGUGAGAUUUUACAUCCUGAAGUCCAAACUCUAGAUCUACGGAGCUGUGAUAUUUCAGAUACUGCUCUCCUGCACCUGUGCAACUGCAGAAAGCUGAGGAAAUUAAAUUUAAGUUCCUCAAAAGAAAACAGAAUUUCCAUAACUUCAAAAGGAAUAAAAGCAGUGGCUUCCUCCUGUUCAUACCUGCAUGAAGCUUCUUUGAAAAGAUGCUGCAAUCUCACUGAUGAAGGAGUCCUUGCUCUUGCACGUAACUGCCGGCUACUAAAGAUCAUUGAUUUAGGUGGCUGUUUAGGUAUUACUGAUGUGUCCUUACAUGCAUUAGGAGAAAACUGCCCAUUUUUGCAGUGUGUUGAUUUCUCAGCUACGCAGGUGUCAGAUGAUGGGGUGGUUGCACUUGUUAAUGGACCUUGUGCCAAGAAAUUAGAGGAGAUUCAUAUGGGACAUUGUGUGAAUCUGACUGAUGAAGCUGUAGAAGCUGUCCUCACUUGCUGUCCUCAGAUACGUAUAUUACUCUUCCAUGGAUGCCCCCUAAUAACAGAUCAUUCACGAGAAGUCCUGGAGCAAUUAGUAGGCCCAAACAAACUAAAGCAAGUGACUUGGACUGUUUAUUGAUGCUUAUUGAAGCUUAUCAAAGCAAUGAUCUUCAUACUACAUUCCCAGGAAACAAUGGUUUUUGAGAUUGGCUUUCCAAUAAUGUGGUUUUUGCUUUGAAGUUAACCAGACUCUUAAACAUUUUAAUAGUGGUAUUAUUCUA
This is a messenger RNA of Panthera uncia (snow leopard), 1015 nucleotides long. It is a transcript of the gene AMN1, whose product is annotated as antagonist of mitotic exit network 1 homolog. Gene Ontology annotation, biological process: SCF-dependent proteasomal ubiquitin-dependent protein catabolic process. The transcript is spliced from 7 exons. Gene Ontology annotation, cellular component: SCF ubiquitin ligase complex. The record is from RefSeq and is a predicted model, not a curated record. Gene Ontology annotation, molecular function: protein binding. NCBI's taxonomy places the organism in Eukaryota, Metazoa, Chordata, Mammalia, Carnivora, Felidae. The coding region runs from base 97 to 873 and encodes 258 amino acids.